CCACCGCCGCGUGCCGACCUCCCGGACACCCGGCUCCCGCGAACGCAUCCUCCCCUUCUCCUCCACAUUUCCGUGAACGAUUCCAACCGAAACCCUAACCCUAGGGGGGAGGGAAGGAUGAGGCCGUCGGUGGCGCUGGGCGGCGGCGGGAGGCGGAAGGCGGGCGCGGCUGCCGCCGCCGCGAGCCGGGAGUGGCUGGUUGUGCCGGCGUCGGGGCAGGCGCGGGUGGAGGAGGCCGGGAAGCACGCGGUGAUGGCGCGGACGGGGCUGCCGGCGCGGGACCUGAGGGUGCUGGACCCGCUGCUGUCGUACCCUUCCACGAUCCUGGGCCGGGAGCGCGCCAUCGUCGUCAACCUGGAGCGCGUCAAGGCCGUGAUCACCGCCGCCGAGGUGCUGCUCCCCAACUCCAAGGACCCCGCCUUCUCGAGCUUUGUCUGCGACCUGCAGGCCCGCGUUCUCGCCUCGUCCUCCGACCAGGCUGCAGAGUUUACUGAUAUGGAUGGCGAAUCAUCUGCGGUUACUUCACCAUUUCCUGCUCUGAUUUCAUCCAAAGCAAACGGAGUGGGGAUGGCUAACAUGAAUGCCAAUGUGGUAGGCGGAAUGACUCACAGCAACAGUAUGCCCACAUUGACUGCUACAAAAGAUGGAAACACCAAGGUUUUACCUUUUGAAUUCCGAGCACUUGAAGUGUGCCUUGAGUCAGCCUGUAGAUCCCUAGAAGAGGAAACAUCGACUCUGGAGCAAGAGGCAUAUCCGGCACUAGAUGAGCUGACUUCAAAGAUAAGCACACUAAAUCUUGAGCGAGUUAGGCAAAUCAAGAGCCGCCUGGUUGCAAUAUCUGGCCGUGUUCAGAAGGUGAGGGAUGAACUUGAACAUUUAUUGGAUGAUGAAAUGGACAUGGCUGAAAUGUAUUUGACAGAAAAACUUACCCGACAAGAAAACAGUGAGACUUCAUCUAGGGUUGAGGUUGAUGAUCCUUCUCAACUGGAGGAUGAAAGGGAUGAAGAUUAUAGAAGUGAGGCAGAAGUAAGCAAUGGUAGCUUUAUUGGCUAUAAGCCACACAUUGAAGAACUGGAGAUGCUUUUGGAGGCCUACUUCGUGCAAAUUGAUGGCACGCUUAAUAAGCUAUCCCAUCUGAGAGAGUAUGUUGAUGAUACAGAAGAUUACAUCAACAUCAUGCUGGAUGAUAAGCAAAAUCAACUUCUACAGAUGGGGGUCAUGCUCUCUACUGCAACUGUCGUCAUUACUGCUGGAGUGGCUGUUGUUGGUAUUUUUGGUAUGAAUAUUGGUAUAUCGCUUUAUACUGAUCCUACAAAUGAUGACGAGAAACGAGCAUCAAACAUGAGAUUUUGGGAAACCACUUUGGGAACAAUUGCUGGCUGCACGAUUAUGUACAUAGUAGCCAUGGGUUGGGGGAAGAGAAGUGGACUACUGCAAUAAUGAAGGUGCCAUGAUGCAUCACAAGUUGACAAAUGCUGUUUAGACAACGUGUGGCUCUAUUGUAUGCUUAUUUAGCAUGCAUAACUGUUGCCCUGACGGCUUAAAUGUGCAAGGAACAGUGAGGUGAAAAGAAGUGAUCUCUUAUGUACACUUUAUGCGGCGAUGGGUAAUAUAACUGAGAGAUGUAUUAUGAUGUUACUCAGUUUUUGAUACUUCGUAUGGGUGCGCGAUUGUUUGUCAAACAAGGUGCAGACCAUUGCUGCAUUCCAUUGUAAUAUUCUGUGCUCUGCCAUAUAUGUAAGCUUCUUGUAAGCUGUAAAUGAACUACUACUACAUAAAGAAAUACACGAGCCUGGUUAGUGUUGGCA
Molecule: messenger RNA, 1808 nt
Organism: Oryza brachyantha (malo sina)
Lineage: Eukaryota; Viridiplantae; Streptophyta; Magnoliopsida; Poales; Poaceae
Product: magnesium transporter MRS2-F
Exons: 6
Coding region: 118-1440 (440 amino acids)
Biological process (GO): magnesium ion transport
Molecular function (GO): magnesium ion transmembrane transporter activity
Source: RefSeq, a predicted model, not a curated record